AUGAAUAACAGUCUUUCAGCACUGUAUGUAGGUGAUCUGCAUCCAGAAGUGACAGAGUCCAUGCUGGUGGAGGGGUUCAGCUCUGCAGGCCACGUUCACUCUGUCCGGGUCUGCAGGAAAUGGAAUAACGGCGUCUCACUUAACUAUGCAUUCGUCAACUUUUACAAACAAGCCGAUGCUGAGCGAGCAUUGGCAACUCUUAAUUGUAAGCUCCUUAUGGGGUGGCCCAUGAGAGUCAUGUGGUCUCAGAGAGAUUUCACCUUGAGGAAGAGCGGCGUCGGGAACUUGUUCAUCAGAAACUUGGACAUGACGACGAUUGACAGCAUGGCCCUUUUUGACCUCUUUUCGGUUUCUGGGAAUGUCCUGUCAUGCAAGGUUGUCGCUUACAAGACAGGAACAAAAGGGUACGGCUACGUCCAGUUUGAGUCUCCAGGGGCGGCGAAUGUGGCGAAGGAGAGACUUGACAGCAAACUCUUCAACGACCACAAAGUCUCCAUCGAACACUUUAAGUCCCGUAAGGAGCGCAAGGCUGAAGGGAACCGCCACACUUAG
Molecule: messenger RNA, 552 nt
Organism: Silurus meridionalis
Lineage: Eukaryota; Metazoa; Chordata; Actinopteri; Siluriformes; Siluridae
Product: polyadenylate-binding protein 1-like
Exons: 4
Coding region: 1-552 (183 amino acids)
Cellular component (GO): ribonucleoprotein complex; cytosol; nucleus
Molecular function (GO): poly(A) binding; poly(U) RNA binding; mRNA 3'-UTR binding
Source: RefSeq, a predicted model, not a curated record